Molecule: messenger RNA, 2202 nt
Organism: Symbiodinium sp. CCMP2592
Lineage: Eukaryota; Dinophyceae; Suessiales; Symbiodiniaceae
Source: the annotation of a GenBank genome assembly
AUGGCUCGACGUCUCCACGUGAUCUCGCGACAGCUCUGCCCGGAAGCAGCGGCAAGCGAAGCAAGCGAAAGCGAGUCGAAAUCUCUCGCGGAGAUCGUCUCAGCAGCUCUCGAAGAUGCGGGAAAGUACACGGCGGAUAUGGACGAGCUGAGAGCCGGCGGAAAGAUGCCUGAGAGCACGUACUAUGACUUCAUGCAGGCUACCAAUCACCUUCUUCUGGUCAACGCAAAGAGAGACCUGGUCCCGCUGCUGCACGCUUCCGAGGAAGAAGGCGGCCUGGAAUUGACCAAAGUCUUGCCCGGGCCAUGGGAUGAAGCCCGCAGCAUCUCAGAGAAGGUUGGACUGCUGCAGGAAGUGCAGAAAGCUUUUGCACGGGGCAGCAACGUGCAGCAAAUUGCGGCCUGGCAGCAGCAGUUUGGCAAACGUGGCCUCAGCAGCAACUUGGCCGUGCCACAGGUGGUAAACCGAGGGUCGGGCAGCCAGAUCGUCACCCGUGUCGACACCCGAGUCAUCGUAGCUGACCCGGACGAUGCUGCUAGACUUUCACGGAUACAUGUGCAGAAGGACGGACAGUUUGAGGCUGCACUGAUGUCGAGCGUGAUAUCCACAACAGACAACACGGAAUGGAGUGCUCAACGGAAGCACUUGACGGAAGCAUUCUUGCCUUUGUCUUCCUUGGCCCAGAUCAUGCCAGUGUCUUUCGCUCGAGCUGCCAGCUGUGCUGAAAGACUCAUGGCCGCGGCCACCGGCGGCACGCCAGUAGACAUGAGCGAUUUCUUACUGCAUGAGGCGCAAGCCCAGUUGCAGCUGGCUUUGCUCGGUUUGCCAGAGGAUCUCAUGAACAGCGUGAAUGCUGAAAUGCGUUCUGCGUUUCACGGAAACCCAGGCAGCAACAAGAAGAAUGCGCUUGCAGACGCCAUGUCCAAGAUAAUAGCAAGCCUCGAGAAGCAAGACCUGACACUUCCGAGCUCAGGGUGUCCAAUGAAAGGCCCUCUGUCGAAAGUUUUGCGCACAGCUGAGCUCUCACCCGCGAGCUUCUAUGGCAACUUGCUGCUAAUCCUAUUUGCAGGACAUGACACGACCGGACACACGAUGACCUGGCUCUUGUUUGAACUUGCUCGCAACCCACACAUUCAGAGUUCUGUGCAGGCUGAAGUUGACGACUUCUUCAAAGGGUUGGAUGGACGAGACCCGAAUUACCAAGACCUCAGUCGACUUCCGCUCUUGGAUAGGUGCAUUACUGAAACAUUGCGUCUUUGGCCGGCUGUUGCCAAUGGAACGUUUCGCCGACUUCAGUUUGGAGAUACUGUGAAAGGUGCAGAUGGAGGGGAGGUGUAUCUGCCCAAAGGAACACUGGUCAACAUUGUGAAUUGGUCGAGACACAGGAAUCCGGAGAUUUGGGGUCAGGAUGCAGAGGACUUCAACCCAUAUCGAAACUUCGAGGCUUCUGAACUGGCUCACGUGGGCUGCCCGAUGGCUGCUGUGAACCCUCAAUCGCCGCGCUUUUCGCCCUUUGCACACGCGCCUCGCAGCUGUUUGGGGCGAAACUUUGCACAAAUGGAAAUGCGCGUCAUCAUGCUGAAUCUACUCCGCAGUUUCAGUUUCAGCCUGGCGCCGCCCUAUGAUGCGCUCUAUUCCUCCAAGAUCAGCACGACGGAGCUUAGCACCUUUCAUGGUGUCAACCGCUUCACCAUGGGCCCGCUCGAUAUGGAGCGCCAAGGUUGGGGCGAGCGGUUCGUUUCCGGUAGCAGUGCUCACGGGCACGCAUGCUUCCUUGCAGCCAUGGGGAAGCGUCUCGAUUUCUACACUGUCCUAGAGAUCAGCAAGGAUGCAAGCGUCGAAGAGAUUCGCAAGGCAUACUUGCGGGCAGCCUUGCGAUGGCAUCCAGACAAGAAUCCGGAGGAGAAAGACUUCGCCGAGACAAUGUUCAAAAGGGUGGCCCAGGCAUACAAGGUGCUGAGCGAUGACCUUCUGUGUUCGCGCUAUAAUACCUCUGGAGAGGGCGGUCUUGGGCAUGGUUGGUGGCCUGAUGAUCCUGAAGCAAGUCGGGACAUGGCCUACCAAUUCUUCAUCCAUCGCGUUCCCGGCAAAUCCCUGAUCGAAGGCUUCAGCGAGGCCAAGCUUCGAGAGAUCUUCCCGCAUCUUUUCGGACGUGGCCGAGUGAUGAACAAGACCAAGCCACCCGAGCGCAGCCCGUUGUAA